GCCGAUCAAAUAGUGUGAAACAGAGAUCAGUGAUCUUCAUGACGCAGGACGUUCGGAUCACCGUGCUCUUCGAGGGCCGUGAGUACUUGCUCGAGGCAGACCCGGCCGAGUCGGCCGAGACCGUAGCCUUCCAGCUCCACUCGCUCUGCGACGUCGCCGACAACGACCAGGUCCUCCUGACGUACGACGGGCGGCUCGUGUCGCCCGAAGACGGCGUGGCCGCUAUCACCCAGUCGAUGCAUCUUCUCCUCCUGUUUCGGCGCAGCGCAGCGAGCGGCGGCUUUGAACCAACGCGUGAUACCGACUGGCAAGAGACGUGUUCGCAGGUCGUGGCUCCAUCGACGCCGCUCGUGCAGCCCGCGUACACGCGACAGGAUGGCGCCAUGCUCUGCAGCGUAUGCGCGACCACGUGCUCGCCUCCCGCCCACCUCGUGACGCCCAUUCUCAAUGACGUGGCAACACGCAACGUCGUCCGCGGGUCCUUUGUCACGGAGCUGGCGGUGGUCAUCGGGGCCAUCGAUGUCUUGCCGCCGACGGGCUUUACAAAGCUGCCGAUGGACCUCAACCACGGGACGCCCGGCCCCUUUGCCUUUCUCUGCGUUCGCAAAGGCGGGAAACAAGCGCCCAUCGCACACGUCCAGGUCGCGUCAGGUUCGACGGUGCCGCCCGGGUACACGUUGCUGCAUGUGACGGCGACGACGUCGAUCUGCUACCGCCGGGCGCCGCCAUCGCUCUUCCGGUCGCUCGUCGGCUUUGGCAUCCGCGACGUCUCUGUCGGCAAGGACCACGCGUCGUCCAUGGUCGCUUGCCGCACGGCGCUCACCUCAUCGGGUGAUUGGACGCUCGCGUACGAUCUCGCGCCGUUCGCUGGGACGAUCUGCGGAUCCCACGGCGACUGUUUGUUUGCCGAGCGUAUCGUCAACAGCACCCCAGGCUCGUUCACAGCCCUCUCGGGCGCCCAAGUUGAAGCGAGUGCUGCGCUGGAGGCCACGCUUCGAACCCAGUGGGCCGCCGCCCAAGCGACAGCAUUUAUGGCGUCCGAGGCGUCGCUCCGCAGUACGCUCGAGCACCAGAGCCAGCGCGUGCGCAUUUACGAGCGCAAGGACAAGCAGGCCCGCGCGCUGGCGGUCGUUCCAGUCGCGACGCUCGAGGCCCGGGCGCGCGCCAACACUAAUAGUGUGCACAAGCGCUUUGAAGACGAAGUGCUGCACCAGCUCAUCCACUGGUUCAAGCACGAGUUCUUUUCCUGGAUGAACCAGCCGCCGUGCCAGGUGUGCGGCCAGGCGCCGACACAGCUCGUGCGCACGGACGGCCCGACGACUCCGGAGGAGGUCGCGGGCGAAGCGAGUCGUGUUGAAGUGUACCAGUGCGCUAGCUGCCGCAGCUUGACGCGCUUUCCGCGGUACAACGAUCCGGUCAAGCUCUUGGAGACUCGCACGGGUCGCUGCGGCGAGUGGGCCAACUGCUUUACGCUCUGCUGCCGCGCGAUGGGCUACGAAGCGCGCUACGUCCUUGACUUUACCGACCACGUCUGGACCGAAGUGUACAGCCCGGAAUACGGGCGCUGGUUGCACUGCGACCCGUGCGAAGACCAACUCGACUGCCCGUUGACGUAUGAAGUCGGCUGGGGAAAAGAGCUCCACUACAUCUUUGCCUUCUCCAUUGACCAAGUUGUCGACGUCAUUCGGCGCUACACGACGACGUACGAAGGCGGCGUUUUGGACCGGCGUACGCAAGCCCGCGAAGACUGGCUCGCGGCAACGAUCGUAGCUCUAAACCAGCGAGUGCAAGCGGCGCUGCCAAGUGCCCGGCGCGAGACGCUGCGGCUCCGUGCAUUGCACGAAGAGGCCGAGCUUGGUGCCGUCAAGCACGCCAAGGCGAGUGAGACCGAAGGGCGUGUGUCAGGCUCGACAGAGUGGAAGGAGUCGCGUCAGGAGAGCGGCAACAAGGCCGACGAUAUAGCGUCAACGACGACAACAGCCGAGAUAAUGUCGACGGUCGACGAGGUGCCACCGUCGCUUUGGCAGUCGCUGCUCGUGCAACUCGUCCACGGGUGCGCCAACGCCUUUUGUGUCAACCCCUUUUGCCUGCAUGUGGCCAAGGAGGCGCCAGGAUUUGAUCUGUCGAGUUAUGUGGCCUCGUCGCUGCAGCGCAUUCCAUCACUGCAAGCUGUCGUCACGUCCCGCCGCGCGUUUGACCAGCUCAUCUGCCCGCCGACAGACAAAAAUCUUCGAAGCCAGCUGUGGGCGGCGUCGCCGAUCGGGUACUGGCCGCUGCAGGACAGCAAGCACGUAGCCGUCGAUAUCUCGGGGCAUGCUGCGCAUCUCACGCACACUUGCGCUGCGGUCAACAAGCCCAUCGCGACCAAAGUUAACAAGGCGACGACCGGCUACCAGCUGCUGCCGCGCGAUACGUUGCGACUGACGGCAGACGUCGCGGCGCCGACGUGGAGUGUCGUCUUUCUUGUGCAGUGGCACGCGUACGCCGAUACGCUGGUCGAGUUUUUGCAUCUGCCCGAGCUCGACCUGCGCCUUGGUCUCACGGCCGACAAACGGCUCGCGCUGACGCUGGGGGCGACGACGACGCACAGCGCGUCACCGUUGGCCAUGGACACGACGUACCACAUGGCGCUUGUUGUCGACUCGUCGCGCGUCCGUGUCUUUGUGAAUGCGGCCGAGGUCGUCUCGCUGACCGCGGGGCCACCUACCGCGUCGAUCUCGCUACUGUUUGAGACGCAGGCGUUGGCGCAUGUGCCCAUUGUGAGUCAUCUCGCGCUGCUGCCGACUGCGCUGGAGCCGUCGACGCUCGAGGUCUUGGCGCGCUUGUCGCUGCCCGGCGCCAAGUUGACCAUGGCCGGUGUCAAAGGCGACACGGCUGACAUCCAACAGCACGUGUGCACGCUUGAUGCGGCGCAGAUGGACUCGGGCUACGUGCUCUCGUCGCUCCACUUGUGGUCGGGCACCUUCUUUGAUGGCCUCCAGUGCGCGUACACGUCGGCCACUGGCGAGACAGUCGACGGACCCCAACACGUUGUCGCCGCUUCCAAGGACCAAUCGCGAUCCCAUUCGCUGGCGCUUCUCCCAGGCGAAGUCAUCGUGCACGUGUCGGGUCGCCGCGGCGCGUGGACGGACGCGCUGAGCGUCACCACCAACUUUGGUCGCACGCUCAUUGGCGGCGGCCAUGGUGGCAGUCCGUUCGAGAUGGACAUUGCCCCGGGGCACGCAGUGCGCGCGUUUGGCUUUCAUAUUGACGACCACGUGUACAGUUCCGUGGUUUUCACAGCGCCGUCGCCCCGCGGUCCAGUGUUUCAAGCCCUAGAUGCGAUCCGCGCCUCAGUGCCCUCGUCGAUCCUGCGUACGGUGAUCGCGGCAGUGCGCCGGUACCUCGGGAACCUCGUUGCGACGCCAACCGAGCCAAAAUUCCGCAAAAUCAAGACCACAAACGCGUAUUUUGCCAAAAAUGUGGGGAUCCUUGACGACGCGACGGUGCUCACGCUCUUUACGGGUGCUGAUUUCGAGGCCGUGACCGAGGGCGACGACAAGUUUUGGGUCUUCCGCGGAAACCUCCACGCUGUCCACGCUGCCACGUACGACCUGACGACGUUCGCGGCGCUGCUCGCCGACAACUAGUUGGCUCUUUAGCUCGCUGUCAUAGUGUUUUUGACUACAGCCAAUAUCAACUAACAUUCUAAGCUUAGUUAGUCGUACAUA
Messenger RNA from Saprolegnia diclina VS20, 3710 nucleotides. RefSeq lists its product as hypothetical. NCBI's taxonomy places the organism in Eukaryota, Oomycota, Saprolegniomycetes, Saprolegniales, Saprolegniaceae. The transcript is spliced from 17 exons. Gene Ontology annotation, molecular function: peptide-N4-(N-acetyl-beta-glucosaminyl)asparagine amidase activity. Gene Ontology annotation, biological process: protein quality control for misfolded or incompletely synthesized proteins; protein deglycosylation; glycoprotein catabolic process. Gene Ontology annotation, cellular component: nucleus; cytosol. The record is from RefSeq and is a predicted model, not a curated record. Bases 39 to 3629 code for a protein of 1196 amino acids.